This is a messenger RNA of Arachis ipaensis, 1020 nucleotides long. NCBI's taxonomy places the organism in Eukaryota, Viridiplantae, Streptophyta, Magnoliopsida, Fabales, Fabaceae. The record is from RefSeq and is a predicted model, not a curated record.
AUGACGAAUGAGCAUGAUACAUUGACAAUAGAACAACCAACUGCAUCCACCAAAAAAGAUCAUAACGACCCUUUAGUUGUGAAUAUCAAAGACACUUCUACGGGAGAAAUCACAGCUCGCAAAAUGACUGCCAUUCAAGUUUGGCAUUUGAAAAAAGAGGAAAAAGUCAUGAUGGAACUUGAUGGCCAUGGACAAGGUCAAGAUAAUGGCACGAAUUUAUUGAUACGGUUUCUGGGUUUAGUGGCCCGUAGAGCAACGCUAUGUCCAAUUUCAAUUCAAAGAUGGGUUCAGAUGCCUGAAGACAACACAAAAAAGCAGUGGAACUACAUUGAAAUAUCCUACAAAUAUUUGUUACGGAAUAUUUAUUUUUAUCCUAAUAAAACAAAGGAAGAAAUUCUGGCAACUAAGAUUGAUUCAGAUAUACCAUCCAUUGAAUGGUCAGCUUUUGUGCAUCACUACACGAAUCCUAAGACAAAGAAACAAUACUUGCAAAAUAGAAAAUAUCGAGUGAAGCUUCAAGUAUCACAUGCUGGUGGUAGUAAAAGCAAUGCUAGAAGAGAAAAAAUGUUAGGAAGACCUGUAUGUCGGAGUGAUGUUAUUCUGUCGACUCUGGUGAAGAAGAAUGGAAAUUAUGUAAAUGCAAAUAUUAGAGCAUUUCCUGAAGAUCAAGAACGUGUUGCUGCUGAAGGAGUUCCUUCGAAAGUGUUAGCUCAUCCGAAUGAUGCAAUUGGAAAGGUCUUUGGUGCUGAAAAUGUAGGGCGUGUGCGAAGUUUUAGUAGUGCUGUAUGUCUGGUAGAUUUUGGCAAGUCUAAACGCAUUUUUGGAUUUAUAAUCGGAGGAGUCUUCAGCAACGUAUCUCAACAGUAUGUGUUAAAUUUAGAGAAGCAGGUUGAAAUAUUAGAGAAAAAGCUAGAUGGAUAUGAAGAAACUAAAAUUCAGUUGGCACCUCUGCAUAAAUUUUUAUUAUCAAAAUAUGGUGAUAAAGUACCUAGUAUGUCCGGUGAUAUGCCAGGCAUUUAA